Molecule: messenger RNA, 953 nt
Organism: Selaginella moellendorffii
Lineage: Eukaryota; Viridiplantae; Streptophyta; Lycopodiopsida; Selaginellales; Selaginellaceae
Product: peroxiredoxin-2E-1, chloroplastic
Exons: 3
Coding region: 148-771 (207 amino acids)
Biological process (GO): hydrogen peroxide catabolic process; cellular response to oxidative stress; cell redox homeostasis
Cellular component (GO): cytoplasm
Molecular function (GO): thioredoxin peroxidase activity
Source: RefSeq, a predicted model, not a curated record
UUACCACGUGUCACGCUUGAAUUUGGCCACGUAGAGAAGAUAUUCCCAUCGCAUAUUUUUCUCCUCCUCCGCUGUUCUUGGGCUUUUUCGUCGUCGCAAGGGCUACAUCGUUCGUUCGCGGGGCGGAGAAUCUCCGAUAAUCUGUCCAUGGCGUCGCUAGCUGCCGCCGUCGUGCCAUCGCUCGUCGCGUCCUCGUCCAGGCCCCAAAUCUGCCACGCUCUCCUCGCCACUGGGCGACAAUUCCUCAGGCAGCGCUCGUCCGCGCUCCAGGCAUCGCCAUCCCUGUACAGUAGAAGCUCCGUCUAUGGGGCGACCAUCUCCAGGGCGCCAUCGCGGAGCCUCGCCACAGCCGCGGCGGUCGGCACCACCACCACAAAGCCGAGCAUCGCGGUCGGGGAGAGGAUUCCCGAUGGAGAGCUCUCCUACUUCGACGAGAGCGGCGCCAUCCAGAGCAUCAAGGUGUCGGACCUGACGAGCAAGAAGAAGGUGGUGAUCUUCGCCUGCGUCUCCGUGAACGAUGCCUUCGUCAUGAAGUCGUGGGGCGAGGCGCUGGGCGUCAAUGGCAAGAUCCUCAUGCUGUCCGACGGCAAUGGCAAGUUUACCCGCGAUCUGGGAGUGACCGUGGAUCUUUCGGACAAGGUGGAGGGAUUGGGAGUGAGGUCCCGGCGCUACUCGCUACUGGCCGAGGAUGGGAUCGUCAAGGUGUUGAAUCUCGAGGAGGGUGGUGCCUACACGGUGAGCAGCGCCGACGAGAUCCUCAAGGCACUCUAAGCUCCAAGAGCUACAUACGAGGUGAUAGAACUCCGUUUUACUUCGUUUUUGGCUUUGAUAGAUGAUCGAGCGAGCCUAGAGUUGGAAGCUUUCUUUCGCAAAAUAAAGACUUUUAGCAGGACGAUGAAGUUCUUGCGUGAUCAUCGGAAGUUUCUUUCGAAUCAAAGAAUGGCUUUUAUUUC